AUGGCAGAGAAAAUCAUUCUUACGACAGACUGUUCCAGUUUUACUUCCUGUUCUGUUGCAGAGUGGUUCUGUCAAGAGAAGCAGCCCUUGGCCACUGAAACACCAGUGGGAAUGGCAGCUGCAGGGAGCGGGGAAGAGGGCUUCGAUGGCCAGGACCUAAGCCUCAUGUACACAGAGUCACUAGUGACGUACCCAGGGGUCAGUACUGGAUCCGAUCUGUGUAACCUCUUCGUUAAUGACCUGGAUGAUAGAGCAAAGUGCACCCUCAGCAAGUUUGCAGGCAGUACAAAAUCGGACAAAGUGGCUGAUAUGCCAGAGAGCCAUGCUGCCAUCCAGAGGGAUCUUGGCAGGCUGGAGGAAUGGGCUAGCAAGAACCUCAUGAAGUUCAACAAAGGGUUGUUUCCCGCAGUGCUGAACCUGGCCACUAAUGCUCUCAUCACAACCAAUGCCACCUGUGGAGAAAAGGGUCGGGAAAUGUACUGCAAACUUGUUGAACAUGUACCUGGACAGCCCGCAAGGAACCCGCAGUGCCGCAUUUGUGAUCAAAGGAGCAGGGUUCCACAUCAACGACAUCCGAUAACAAAUGCAAUUGAUGGCAAGAACACUUGGUGGCAAAGCCCUAGUAUCCAGAAUGGAAUUGAAUAUCAUUAUGUGACUAUUACAUUGGACCUCCAACAGAUUUUCCAGAUAGCGUAUGUUAUUGUGAAAGCCGCUAACUCGCCUCGACCUGGGAAUUGGAUAUUAGAGCGUUCGCUGGAUGGUGUAGACUAUCAACCAUGGCAAUACUAUGCUAUCACAGACAGUGAGUGCCUGACACGCUACAACAUUCAUCCCCGUCCUGGAACUCCAUCUUAUAUAAAAGAUGAUGAAGUCAUAUGCACUUCUUACUAUUCCAAAAUCCAUCCUCUGGAGAACGGAGAGAUUCAUACUUCUCUAAUUAAUGGACGGCCUAGUGCUGAUGAUCCUUCACGUGUAUUGCUAGAAUUUACCUCUGCUCGAUUUAUUCGCCUGAGAUUUCAGAGGAUAAGGACCCUAAAUGCUGAUUUAAUGAUGUUUGCACACAAGGAUCCAAAUGAAAUUGAUCCCAUUGUUACAAGGAGGUAUUACUAUUCUAUAAAAGAUAUCUCUGUUGGAGGCAUGUGUAUAUGUUCAGGCCAUGCGAAGGCUUGUCCACUGGAUCCAAUGACCAAUAAAUCCAUCUGUCAGUGUGAGCACAACACAUGCGGAGAGACAUGUGAUCGGUGUUGUCCUGGUUUCAAUCAAAAACCUUGGCAUGCUGGCACUUUCCUGGUUAAGCAUGAAUGUGAACCGUGCAACUGUCAUGGGAAGACUGAGGAGUGUUACUAUGAUCAGGAUGUUGCAGACAGAAAUCAGAGUUUGAAUGUCCAUGGAGAAUACAUUGGGGGUGGAGUGUGUGUGAAUUGCACAAGCCACACCGGUGGCAUAAACUGUGAGACCUGCGUCGAUGGUUACUUCAGACCUAAAGGGGUAUUGCCAGAUAGCCCAGAUCCAUGCCAGCCGUGUUCCUGUGACCCAAAUGGGUCUUUACAUGAUAUCUGUGUCAAGGACGAGAAACAUGCAGAACAAGAUAUGUUGCCUGGCUUCUGUCAUUGCAAGACUGGCUAUGCAGGAAAGAGCUGCAACAGAUGUGCCUUGGGUUAUACAGGAUAUCCUGAGUGCCUGCCCUGCAACUGCUGGCUGAAAGGCAGUGUGAAUGUUGACCCUUGCGUAGGUCCCUGCAUCUGCAAGGAACAUGUUGAAGGAGAAAACUGUGGUCGUUGCAAACCAGGUUUUUUCAAUCUGCAGCAAAAUAAUCCCAAAGGCUGCGAGGAAUGUUUCUGCUCUGGGAAAACAAACGUCUGCACACACUCUCACCUUACCUACAGAAGUAUAGAAGAUAUGAACGGCUGGUAUCUGACUGGCUUACCAGGUCUCAUCAGAGUUACCCCCAAGCAAAAGAGAUUUGAUGGGCAUCAUCAGUUUAGCAUCAGCAACGUGGCUGCGCGAAAAGUACUGCCACAGACUUAUUAUUGGAGUGCACCCAGAUCUUAUUUGGGCAACAAAGUAGCAGCUGCUGGAGGACAUCUGAAAUUUACAGUCUCCUAUGACUUCACAGAAGAACAAGAGACAGUUCAAUUGAUGGUUCAAUCUGAUGUCAUCAUAGAGGGAGAUGACUUGAGAAUCAGCACUCCAAAAGAGGGGAUUCACCUGCAGCCUUCUGAAGAGCACACUGAAGAAAUUGUAUUGAAACCAGAAUCUUUCUCUGUGCACGGCACUGAUGUUCCAGUCAGCAGGAGGGAGUUCAUGACUAUCCUGGCAAAUGUAAAGAGGAUCCUCAUAAGAGCCACAUACAGCAAUGGGAUGAAUGCCAUCUACAGACUAAGAAGUGUUAGUAUUGAAGCUGCUGAUCCCAGUUCAGCGGGGAGAAAGGUAGCACCUGCAGUGGAGUUAUGUGACUGUCCCCCGGGGUAUGAUGGUACCUCAUGUGAGUCUUGCUGGCCUCGACACAGGCGUGUGAAUGGCACAAUUUUUGGUGGAGUCUGUGCACCAUGUACAUGCUUUGGUCAUGCAGAACUGUGUGAUGAUAUCACAGGAGAAUGCCUGGACUGCAAACACAACACAGGUGGUUCAUAUUGUGAUAGAUGUCUUCCUGGCUUCUAUGGGGAUCCUACUAAAGGGACUGCUGAAGACUGUCAGUUGUGUGCUUGCCCCCUAAAUAUACCUUCUAACAACUUUAGCCCAACAUGCCAUUUUGACCGAAGUCGUGGAGUAAUAUGCGAUGAAUGCCCAGCUGGGUACAUGGGACCACGCUGUGAAAGGUGUGCAGAAGGCUAUUUUGGACAACCUCUAACACCCGGGGGAUCAUGCCAGCCAUGCCAGUGCAAUGACAACCUUGACUUCUCCAUUCCUGGCAGCUGUGACAGCUUGUCUGGUGCUUGCCUGAUAUGUAAGCCAGGUACAACAGGCCAAUAUUGUGAGAGGUGUGCUGAUGGAUAUUUUGGUGAUGCUCUUGAUGCAAGGAACUGUCAACCCUGUCACUGCCACAUCAAUGGCUCCUUCUCAGAGAUCUGUGACUCUCGGACAGGCCAGUGCUCAUGUAAAGCCAACGUGAUCGGGCGCCGGUGCGACAUCUGCAAGCCUGAAACAUUUGGCUUACAGUCUUCAAGAGGAUGUGUUCCCUGCAACUGCAACUCUUUUGGUUCCAAGUCCUUCGACUGUGAUGGAGAUGGACAGUGUUAUUGCCAGCCUGGAGUGACAGGAAAGAAAUGUGACCGCUGUGCUCAUGGAUUUUACAACUUUGAAGAAGGAGGCUGCACUCCCUGUGAGUGUCCACGUUUUGGUAAUAACUGCAAUCCCAUCAGUGGCCACUGUAUCUGCCCUCCCAACACUGUUGGAGAGAUGUGUGACAAAUGUGCACCAAACUACUGGGGCCAUGACAUUGUCAGUGGCUGUAAGCCAUGUGACUGCAGCCUCAUUGGAGCCCUGAGUUCUCAGUGUGACUUAGAUACAGGCUGUUGUUUCUGCCGCCCUGAAUUCUCUGGGGAUAAAUGCACGGAGUGCAGGUUGGGUUACUGGAAUUAUCCACAAUGUGUUGCUUGCCAGUGCUUCCUGGCAGGGACUGAUCCACAGAGCUGUGAUACAGAGUUGGGAAAGUGCUCAUGCAUUGAUCAUACUGGCCAAUGCAGCUGCAAGGUUAAUGUGGAAGGUGUCCACUGUGACAGGUGCAAGUCUGGUACAUUUGGUCUCUCUCCCAGAAACCCACUUGGCUGCAGCAGUUGCUAUUGCUUUGGCCUGACUACACAGUGCAGUGAGGCAAGGGGGCUGAUUCGCAUGUGGGUGACCUUGAAGCCAGAGCAAAUGAUUCUGCCACUGGUGGAUGAAAACCUUCAUCGCAGCACUCUUUCAGGGAUUGCAUUCCAGCCUCCUGAAAUAGUAGCAAACAUAGAACAGGUGAUGCAGGAUCUUCGGUCAGAACCUGUUUACUGGAGACUUCCAGAGCAGUUUGAGGGUCGAAAGCUGACUGCUUAUGGAGGGAAACUGAAAUAUGCAAUCUACUUUGAAGCACGAGAAGAGACUGGGUUUACUACUUACUACCCGCAAGUCAUCAUAAGAGGUGGACCUCCCACCCAUACAAGAAUUAUUGUCCGGCAUAUGGCUGCCCCUCUGAUUGGGCAACUGACAAGGCACGAGAUAGAGAUGACAGAGGCAGAUUUCACAUGGAAGUAUUAUGGAGAUGAAUCAAGAGCAAGUAGAGCUGUAUCCCGGGAAGACUUCCUGAAUGUGUUGUAUGAUGUUCAUUACAUUCUUAUUAAGGCUACUCAUGGCAAUAUCAUGAGGCAGAGCAGGAUUUCUGAGAUCUCAAUGGAAGUUGCUGAAGGUGGCACUGUGUCUGGGAUGACUCCUCAGGCUUACUUGAUUGAGAAAUGUGAUUGCCCGUUCGGUUAUUCUGGUUUGUCCUGUGAGUCAUGCUCUCCAGGAUUUUAUAGGCUUCCAUCCUCACCCGCAGGAAGGACACCUGCUCAGUCCUUAGGCGCCUGUGUUAUAUGUCAGUGUCAUGGACACAGUACUAUGUGUGAUCCUGAAACAUCAGUUUGUCAGAAUUGUCAGCACAAUACUGCUGGUCACCACUGUGAGAGAUGUGCGCUAGGAUUUUAUGGCAUUGUCCAAGGCUCUCCAAAUGACUGUCAGCCUUGUGCUUGUCCCCUGGCCACUUCUAGUAACAAUUUUAGCCCUUCUUGUGUUGCGGAAGGACCUGGUAAUUACCGGUGUACUGCAUGCCCACCUGGAUAUGAAGGCCAGUACUGUGAAAGAUGUUCUUCUGGCUACACUGGAAACCCACAGACUCCAGGAGGGUCCUGCCAGGAAUGUGAGUGUGAUCAAUACGGUUCCCUGCCUGUCCCCUGCGACUCUGUCACUGGACAGUGCACUUGCAAGCCUGGAUUCACAGGGUGGAAGUGUGUUGGCUGUGAACAUCUGCAUGCACGUGAUGGCACGAAGUGCAUUUCUUGUGAUGAUGAAUGCACAGGACUCCUUCUCAGUGGCCUGGAUCGGCUAAACCAUAUGAUCCUGAGUGUUAACCUUAGUGGUCCACUGCCUGCUCCGUAUAAAAUGUUGCAUGGUUUUGAGAACAUGACACAGGAAUUAAAGCAUUUGCUUUCACCUCAGCGAGCACCAGAGAGACUUCUUCAGCUAGCACAAGAAAAUCUGGAUACCCUGGUGACAGAAAUGGAUGAACUACUGACAAGAGCUACCAAGGUGACAGCAGAUGGUGAACAAACCAGGCAGGAUGCUGAGAGGACUAAUGACAGAGCAAAAUCUCUUGGACUGUUCAUCAAAGGCAUUCUCCAAUCUGCAGAAGCUGCAAAUGAAGAUGCUAUAAAACUGAACGAGACACUCAGAACCCAAGAUGAGACCUUGGAGAGGAGUCUUCCAGAACUGCAGAGUGAGGCUGACAGAAUGAUCGCAGAGUUGAGAAGCAGAGCGCUGAAUAUGCAAGAAAGAAUAGCUCAAGAUGAGUUAAAGUGAGGGAAUGCAGAAGACCUUUUGGACAAGGUGAAGAAAUUAUUUGGUGAGCCCAGUAAGAAAAAUGAGGAUCUCAAAAAUGAGGUCCAGGACAAGCUAGCAAGCUACCACACCAAAGUUGAUGAUGCUCGAGAUCUGCUGAGAGAAGCUAUGAGUAAAAUUAGGGAGGCUGAUCACUUAUCUGCAGUCAACCAAAAAAAUAUGACCAUGGUAGAGAAAAAGAAGCAAGCUGUGGAAGAUGGCAGACAAGAUGUUGAGAAGAGCCUGCAAGAAGGGAACGAUUUCCUUAAUGAAGCCAACAAACUUGCAGAUGAAAUCAGCUUAGCUGUAGUGUAUGUAGAAGGUGUUGCAGAUAAGAUGCAGCCAAUGUCUGAUCAGCUGAAGGAUAAAAUAGAUGACUUAUCACAAGAAAUUCAUGACAGGAGGCUUCCAGAAAAGGUGUUGCAAGCUGAAAACCAUGCAGCCCAGCUGAAUGAAUCAUCUGCAAUACUGGAUGGAAUCCUUGCUGAAGCCAAAAACCUCUCUUUCAAUGCCACACUUGCUUUCAAUGCUUAUACUAACAUCAAGGAUUACACAGAUGAAGCUGAAAAAGUUGCCAGGGAAGCCAAGGCUCUUGCAAAUGAAGCUAUGCAAGCGACAUCUGGUCCUCAAGGAUCAUUGAAGGAUGGUGCCAAGAGCUCUCUUCAGAAAAGCUUCAGGGUCCUUAAUGAAGCCAAGAUGUUAGAAAACGAUGUUAAAGAAAAGGGGAACAACCUGGACAGCAUGCAGAACAGGCUGAAAGAUGCAGAUGAGAAGAAUUCCAUUCUCCUGAGAGCUCUGAAUGAAACCUUAGGAAAGCUGUCAGCCAUUCCUAACGAUACAGCUAUAAAGGUACAGGCAGCCAAAGAUAAAGCAAAACAAGCCAACGAUACUGCAAAUGACGUCCUGGCCCAGAUUAAAGACCUCAACCAGAAUCUCCUGGGCUUGAGAAACAACUAUAGUAAACUUGCAGAUGAUGUGGCGAAAACAAAUGCUGUUGUGAAGGACCCUAUCAAGAACAAAAUCAUUGCUGAUGCAGAUUCCAGUAUUAAAACCCUAGAAAAGGAAGCAGAUCGCCUGCUAGAUAAAAUCAAGCCAAUCAAAGAACUUCAGGAUAACUUAGGGAAAAACAUUUCUCAGAUAAAAGAACUGAUAAACCAAGCUCGGAAGCAAGCCAAUUCGAUCAAAGUAUCCGUGUCCUCUGGAGGCAAUUGUAUUCGCACAUACAGACCAGAAAUAAAGAAGGGAACAUACAACACCGUCAUUGUCAAUGUGAAGACUGUAGUUGCUGACAACCUGCUUUUUUACCUUGGAAGUGCCAAGUUUACUGACUUCUUGGCCAUAGAGAUGCGCAAAGGCAAGGUGAGCUUCCUGUGGGAUGUGGGAUCUGGUGUUGGACGGGUGGAGUAUCCAGAUCUGACCAUUGAUGAUGGGUUUUGGUACCGGAUUGAAGCCUCUAGGACUGGAAAAAAUGGCACCAUAUCGGUGCGAGCUCUGGAUGGUCCCAAAGCCAGCAUUGUGCCAGCCACCUUCAGUGCCGUCUCUCCACCUGGAUAUACCAUUCUGGAUGUAGACGCUAACGCCAUGCUGUUUGUUGGUGGUUUAACUGAAAAAAUAAAGAAGUCAGAUGCUGUAAGAGUCACCACCUUCACUGGCUGCAUGGGUGAGACGUUUCUGGACAGCAAGCCCAUAGGACUGUGGAAUUUCAGGGAUAUCGAAGGUGACUGCAAAGGCUGUGCCGUCAGCCCACAGGUGGCAGAUGGAGAAGGGACGGUCCAGUUCGAUGGCGACAGCUAUGCCAUGGUGAGCCGCCCAAUCCGCUGGAACCCCAAUAUUUCCACAGUCAUGUUCAAAUUCAGGACCUUCUCAUCGAACGCCCUGCUGAUGUAUCUUGCUACUGAUGACUUGAAGGAUUUCAUGAGUGUAGAACUCAGUGGUGGGCGUAUAAAAGUCAGCUAUGAUCUGGGUUCAGGUACAGCUUCUGUCAUCAGCAACCAAAAUCAUAAUGAUGGCAAAUGGAAAUCUUUCACCCUGUCAAGAAUUCAAAAGCAAGCAAACAUAUCAAUUGUAGACAUAGACACCAAUGAAGAAGAGACCCUAGCAACAACUUCUACAGGCAGCCACUUUGGGCUCAACUUGAAAGGGCAUGAGAAAAUAUAUUUUGGGGGAUUGCCAACCCUGAGAAAUCUAAGUAUGAAAGCAAGGCCUGAAGUGAACUUAAAGAAAUAUACAGGUUGCCUCAAAGAGAUUGAAAUUUCAAGGACACCGUAUAAUAUAUUGAGUAGUCCUGAUUUUGUUGGUCUAACCAAAGGAUGCACACUAGAGAACAUUUACACGGUUAGCUUCCCCAAACCAGGUUUUGUGGAACUGCCGCCUGUCUCCUUUGACAUGGGCACAGAGAUCAACCUCUCCUUCAGCACCAAGAAUGAGUCUGGGAUCAUCUUGUUUGGCACAAGUGGCACAGUUGUCCCCCCCAGGAGAAAGCGCAGACAGACUGGACAGGCCUACUAUGCAGUGUUCCUGAACAGAGGUCGACUGGAAGUGCAUAUCUCCACAGGGAUACGGGAUCCCCACAGAAUCACCAUCAAACCAGAAGCUGGCGAGUUUCACGACGGCAGAGCCCACUCCAUCCGGAUAGAACGAGCUAAAGGGAUGUUCACUGUUCAAGUAGAUGAAGACAAAGGCCAGACUCAGAGAUUGCCAACAGACCAGCCCAUCUCUGUUAAGAAACUCUUUGUGGGGGGUACUUCUUCUCAGUUUCAGACUGCACCUGUCAGAAACAUACCACCAUUUGAGGGCUGUAUAUGGAAUCUUGUCAUUAAUGCCACCCCCAUGGACUUUGCUCAACCCGUGUCCUUUGAAAAUGCAGAUAUUGGUCGAUGUCCCUCUCUAGAACCAGAGGUUAGGCCACCUGAGGAUGAAGAUAAGCCAAUCCACACAACAGUCCUGAUCCAGCCUGAACCAGGCACUAAUGGGGAGACAGAAAGACCAAGGACUCCUUCUGCUUCCCCUCCUCCUCCAACACCAGCUCUACCUUCAGCACUUGAUUCGCUUGCCACUGAAAUGAAGAGCGCCAGCAUUACUUCUGCAUUUGACUCCAUGACGGAUUCCUGUGCUGCUGACACAGAACCAGCCAUUUUGGAAGGUGGCAAGCAAUUUGGUCUUUCAAGGAACAGCCACAUUGCAGUUGUAUUUGAUGACACCAAAGUGAAAAACAGACUUACAAUUGAAUUUGAAGUCCGAACAACAGCUGAUUCUGGCUUGCUGUUUUACAUGGCCCGCAUCAACCAUGCUGAUUUUGCUACAGUUCAGAUAAAGAAUGGACUGCCUUACUUCAGCUAUGAUCUGGGGAGUGGAGACACUACCACCACGAUUUCCAACAAAAUAAAUGAUGGCCAGUGGCACAAGAUAAAAAUAAUUCGAACGAAGCAAGAAGGAAACCUUAUAGUAGAUGAUGUUUCAAACAGGACUGUUAGCCCCAAGAAGGCCGAUAUAUUGGAUGUUGUAGGAAUGCUGUAUGUUGGAGGAUUGCCUGUCAACUACACAACUAGAAGAAUUGGACCAGUCACCUAUAGCAUCAAUGGCUGCAUCAGAAGUUUUGAAAUGACAGAAUCACCUGUUGACCUGGAUAAUCCAACUUCCAGCUUCAAUGUUGGAAAAUGCUUUGUCACUGCACAGAAAGGAACCUACUUCGAUGGAACAGGCUUUGCCAAAACAGUUGGUGCAUACAAAGUGGGAACAGACCUGCUUGUGGAAUUUGAAUUCCGUACAACACGAAUGAAUGGUGUUCUCCUAGGAGUCAGCAGCCAGAAAAUGGAUGGCCUUGGCAUCGAAUUAGUAGACGGAAAAGUGAUGUUUCACGUCGACAAUGGUGCAGGCCGAUUCUCUGCUAUCUAUGAGCCCGAUGCACCAGGCAGCUUGUGUGAUGGGCAGUGGCACAAGGUUCUUGCGAGCAAAAUCAAACACCGUUUAGAGCUGACUGUGGAUGACAGACAGGUGGAUGGUAGCAGCCCAAACAGGGCCUCAACCUCAGCAGACACCAACGACCCUGUCUUUGUCGGAGGAUAUCCUGAUGGCGUGACCCAGUUUGGGCUGACCACUAAUAUCCGUUUUAAAGGAUGUAUUCGAUUUCUGAAGCUCACCAAGGGUACUGCUAAACCUCAAGAGAUCAACUUCAGCAAAGCUCUGGAGCUGAAGGGAGUUCAACCGCUGUCAUGCCCUGCAAACUAGCUGUCAUUCAACUGACAUGGUUCUGUUUAUAUAAGCACCUCAGAUUAAAAAAAGAAAAAAAAAACUAUAUAUACAUUGCAUUCAUAAUAAAAUACCUUAUGC
Opisthocomus hoazin is the source of this 9873-nucleotide messenger RNA. The record is from RefSeq and is a predicted model, not a curated record. NCBI's taxonomy places the organism in Eukaryota, Metazoa, Chordata, Aves, Opisthocomiformes, Opisthocomidae.